CUCCUCUUCCUCCUUCCCGUUGUCACUCACGGCUGGAGAAGCACGUUUCAUCCACCGGCCUGCUUUCACACCGACAAGACCACUAAAACAGCAGUAAGUACCGUUAACAUUGACUGACAGCUUGGGUUUCAUUGUGGGGAUAACUGCUGGGGUUUAUUUAAACCAAGUAUUUGUGAAAUAAAUGAAUAUUCAGUGUUGUACAGCCUGUGUUAGCCGAGGCUAGCAUGCGACUAGCUGUGAAUGGGGCAGCUUGCUAGUGCUAAUGCUAACGCUUCUGUCACCCCGGUGUUCCGGUGAAUUCUGCUGCUAUAUUGAAAUAAGCCCCUUCAUGGGUUACCAUUUCCAGUACUGCGGAUACAAAUUCUGGCUUUUUUAUUGAUAUUUAAGGUAUGUCUUUUGGUUACAGCCGGGUCUAAGUGUCUUGCAAGAAUAAACGAACACAUGCUUUGGUAAUUUAUCUGAUAAUAAAUUUAUGCUUUGAUAAAAAUCUUCAUCAUUCAAGGUAAAACGUCUCGGUGGGAAAAUCCUUUAUCAAAUUACGCCCACAACAAACUAUUUCGAAUGGUUCAAGAAACAUAAAAUACAUACUUUGGUGUGUUAUGUUAUAUAAUGUCACUCUUAAUUCAAAAUUUAAGCCUUUUAGUGGGUAAUUCACUUGUCUAUGUUGGGUCACGUUUUUGUAAUUUGAUGAACUUCUCCGUCGUUAACGAUGAAUUUGUCAAUUCGAGGGUGAUUUAAGUGUCUACAUGCUUUUAUCUGCGUUUAUGAAGGUCAAAAAUCUCAAUUUAAGGGUUUUAAAUUAUGUCCCAAUCUGGUUUGCAUUGAUUUGUGGACGCGGUACAGGGGCCAACGGUUGCAGUUCUGAGCAUGCGCAGACGUGCGUAGACCCACUUUAGAAGAUUUUAGAUUGGUAGUACUAUUCGACAGAACACCAGACUAGAAACCGGCUUCGGUGGUUUCGCUUUUACCCAAAAUUGAAAUGUAAAGUCAAAAUGAAGACUAAACGCUGUUGUGUCACAUUUUCAAAAUAACCACACAAAAUGUUUGGGGGUCUCUUUUAAAUUUGCGGGGAUAAAAUUCAUCAUUUCAUUCCCGCGUCUUCUAAGAGGAAAGACUGCUUUGAGGUUAGCAUGGCACACCUUUGGGGAUGACAGCUGUACUGAGGCUUUCAACUUGCCUUUUUUCUCAUUGUGUAACAUCUUGCACAACUGGAUUUUCGAGAUACAUGUAUAUAUAAACAUGUAAGACUCAGGGGUGAAAGUGUUGGUUCAAGUGUAAAGCCAUUUAAAGCCCAAUCUGUUUUCUCAAUGAGCCCAGACUGAUCCAUUCAGGUUUCGAUUUAAGAUGGUCUAAUAUUGUUAAAUGCUUUAGUUGUAGUAUUUUGUCUAGACUGUAAGUAAAUUGGAGUCAUAUCUAUUAGUUUUAUGUAAAAUCUCUCCCUUAGUGACUGUGCCCCAUGUUCCUUAAGUGUUUAAUUUCCUCUUGACCCUGUUUUUUAAUUAUUGUGCAGCCUUUUAACUUGAUCUGCAUAUAUCUAAAAGAUAAAACAUGAAGUUUGAAGGUACUUGUCGAUGGUAUUUAAGGGUAGUAUAAAACGGGCACAAAGAUAGGUGAUGCCUUGUAAAGGUCAUACGAGGUGACGUCUGCAAAGCAGGGCACAAUGGAAAAACUGGUACAUUAAUAACCAUCUGAUUUAAUCUGCAACUGCUUAUACAAAAGUAAAAUGCUUAAAUUUGAUACAUUUUCUGCAGCCAUCUGUGACAGCAAACUAAUAGUUGUUGCACAAUUCAAGACAGUAAAAGCUAUUAGGGAUGUCCCAAUCAGCUUUUAUGCUGAUCCAAUCUAGAUCUAUAUAUUUCUGCAGAUACUGAGCCCUAAUCUGAUACAGAGCUGCACACUGCAUUAUAAGUGAUCAUAUUUGAUGAAAACAGACUAAUCAAUGUACUCAAAAGGCCUGUCUUUGUACAGUGGAGCCAUCUGAAACAUCAUUUCACAGCCUCUAUAGAUAACCUUACAUCAUCUUCAUUCCCUGGUCAGUGGUCUGCUCCAUGAUAGGAGCAUUUCAGUGCUGUUAAAACAGGGAUUGCAUCACCUGUAGCAUCAGCUCUUGAAGGAGAGAUAAAACCUAGUGUGCUGUCUGUGAAGCUAAGAGUAAUUGUUGUGUGUGUAGUUUAUGGAUGUCUGGUCAAAUUGGUGUACAAAUCAAGUUAAACUCCAAAAUGAAUCCUAUCACUCAUGCUCCAAACAUAGAAAUAUGUUUUUCCUCAGUCCCUCAGAGGCUGAACAUAAAUUUGUGGACUCCAGCACUCUUGCAGAAUCCUGAAAUAUGCGAGUGUGUACCUCUGAAGUCUGCUAAUCCUCAGUGCUGUCCACACCCUGAGUUAACCCCCGUCCUUAAAUGCCCUCUGCUGGACUUCCUGCAGACGAGUGCAGACUGAUGCAACAAGGAAAGCUUUGUGUUUGCUGUAAAUGCCAAACCAUAAAACAUCAGAACCUUUGAGAAGUUGCUUGAGUCAUAAAAACCAGAGUUAUGUUCAACUUUAAUACAAUAAAGAAACAUUUAAGUAUCUGCUGAAGUCUGAAGGUCUCUCUUAAGGUCUGUACAGGCUUGCAGACUUGCCUCUGAACUGGAGCAGAGUACACAGCUUUAAUAACACACCACUGGACCGUGCUGUUGAACUGGGUUGUUCCUCUGUUACUGUAAACAUGGGCACAGGAGGUUAUUUUUAGUCUUUCCCUACUCACACAGUCCCGCUGCCAGAAAUACCUCCUAGAGCACCAAAUUGGUACUAAUAAGCUGCUUUAAAUAGCGCCCUGCUUUCUUCUGUUUGAUCAUUUACUGAAAUGCCACAACACCAAGAGGUCAAAGUAUUAAGAGCUGGUCUUACCGAAACUGUCACUCAGGGAUUUGUAUCCUCAGAUUUACUUUUUUGCAUCUAAAGUGAUCUCUAAAAUUUCUGUUCAAGUGAGAGACAAAGACCAAAUUUGGGCAAGAAAUCCACAACCAUUAGGGAUGGGAAUCGAGAACCAACUCUUGUUGAGAACCGGUUCCAAAUGGUUCAAUCCAUCGACAUCAUUUACAUCUUAUCUUAAUGAUUCCCUUAAUGAUUCUUUUCUUCUGGUCGUCAGCCGCCGCUGCUCUGUCUCAGCAACGGCAUGGAAGGUACGCAUGUCCUGUGUCAACAUAAGCGCAAUGCAUGCCAGACUUGGACUGAGUUAGAAGCGUGUCAGAAACACUCGACCCGACCCAAAAAAACCUCGAAAUUUUUCACGCAACUCCACCUCCCACUUAGUAAUGUCCUCUUUUUGGGGAUCCAGAAUUUGGUCACCCUAAUUUGACUCAGUACUGACCGAAGUAAAUGCUGUACAAAUAGUUUGUUGUUGGAUUAUCUGUAGACUACUGUCAUCAGAGACUUAAUAAAAUUUUGAGUUAACGGUGAAAACCUAAAGUCUACUUUUUUUUUUCAAAUCAAGGAAUAAGGGAAUCGUUAAAGAAUUGAAUCGAUAAACAGAAUUGAUUAUGGCAUCGAUAUCGAUAAAAUCUUAACAAUUCCCAUCCCUAACAACCAUGGGUUACAGUCAGCAGAGUGUCAAAUAUGAACCCUAACAGAGAAGCAAAAUCUUCCCCAAGAUCUGAUCAGACUUAAGACCCUGCAUAAUUAAACUUUCCAUCUUAAUUUGACGAUAUGUUCUGCUGCAUCUUUUAUCUGCACAUAGACCGAGCAGUAAUUUAGUGGAUUCAUUGAUCAGUUUUUCAGAUAGACCACAUAUUAGAGCCCGCCUGAUUAAGUCAGUGGUUUGUGUAUUUAAUUCACUGAUGGGGUUUAAGGAUUGAUAACGCUGCAGCUGCAAUCAUGCAGUUCCUCCGAUUACAGAUCAAGAGGAAGUCGUGUUCACAGUGGAAAAGCUCAGUCGUGGAUCUCCGUUGCAGCUCUUAGCGAGUAUUUUCCGCAUUAGUCACUCCUCUACCAGACCGCAGGGGUAACCACGUCAGAUCCUUUUGAAGGUUUCCUCUCAUUUUCGAGAGGGUUGUAAUUAACACGCAGCGUCUUUCUCCUCAUGUUGCAUUCAGAGUUGGAUCAGUGAGUAUUCCUUGAAAACACUCACACUGAUGUGGUUUGAGUUUCGUUUCUCCUCUUGUCCUCUCCUGUCAGUGUUUUUAAAAAGAUGGUGAUUGUUAAAUUUCCUUUUUCAAUGGCUUGCGGUCAACUGGAUGAAAAGAGCGUGUUGAGCAUUUGACGCUGAUAAUAGUUUAAGCUCGAUACCUUUUCAGAGAAAGGUGAGUGGAGAGUUUGAAUCCAACUUUUUUUCCUUUCAACAUAAGCAGGAAAUGCCUUCCCAGAAAUCAUUGCUCCAUGGUGUUUACAUCCACAUGUCGGCUUGUAAAGUGAAUGUUCUUCAUGUACUUGAACAGAAAAGUAAAAUGUGGUUAAAAUGACUUGUGUGAUGAUUUAAAGGGCAAAACCUGCCGAGUCAGACUGAACAAGCAUGAGCAUGUCGGUGUUUUUCACAGAUCUCUCUGAAUGUCAGCAUGUGAUUGAUGUUUUAAUAUUUGAUCUGAAACAUUUUCACUCUUUUCAGCAUGUUUUCAUUUCAUUGUGCAGAGGUUGUGUUUGUGCAUAAAUGAAAUUAUUUUCAAAUUUGCAUCGCAGCGAAGUGACGAAUCCAAAAAGAGAAAUAGUUUGUUAAUCCUGCAGAAAUGCCCCGAACAAAAAAGGAAACUGUUUGUGGGUACAAACUGUUCACUGUAUUAACAUGCCUCCAUCGUCUCCAACUCUUCCAUGUGUAGCCAAAAUAUCAACUCAGUGGUGAAGCCAAGGCAUGCUCAGAAGUAAUCUGGCUCUUGCAGCUGCAGGAUUGAUAUCACAACCUUAACACGAACCAAAACAGGGAUUUAAUUUACCAACAAGAUGUCAGAGAUCCCUGAGUUUGGUGUAGUUUACAGGAGAUUUGAAGCAGACACUCACAGCUGUUAAAAGUUAUUGUUUUUAACUCCUCCUCUAUUCUGGUAAUCCUGGAAUAUAAAACUACAAGAGAAGAAGAAGUAGCCGACAGCUAGUGAUCUAGCAACCAUCAGCGAGACGAUUCGGCAUGUUUAAAACUGAUGUUCAAGAUUGAUCAUGAAUCUAAAAACAGCGUUAGCCCUUAUACCUCUUCAGAUUACUAAUAAAGUAAACAUUUAUCCUUUUUUCUCUUUUUUUAAAGGCUUUUAUUCAGUUCUGUAACUUACAAUCGACCAGAAAUAGUCAACUUCAAAAUAAAAGCGUACUUUUACAAAGCGAUUGAUGUGGGGUUCUCUCUCAAACAAUCAAAAACAGUGGAAAAGACAGGCGUGGUCGAAAAAUAUGGUUAUGGUGAAAUUUAUUUAGCUGGCUUCCCAAGGCGCAGUGCAAAAAUAUUUACAAAAGGGUGCAAAAAUGGUCAAAAUACUAUUUACAAAAGAUGUACAAGGCAAAAAAAGAAAAUGCCAACAAGGCAAGAGUUCUGCAACAACUCCAGAUUCUUGCUCAAGAAAAAUAAUGAGUGUGUUUGAACUGCCCACAGUUAGUGACAACGCAACUCCGCAGCAAUCUAAACAAGAGUUGGCUUCACUCAGGAUAGUUGAUCUGCCUGUGUGUUCUACAGUCAGCAGUCCAGACCCACUAAUGCUCUUUAUAAUUAUUCUAUUGAAUCAAAAGUAUCUUAUCAAUUUAUCAGUCAUUGUCUCCAUGAUAGAGCCUCAGUUUUGAACCUUAUUUUAAGGAUCAAUUUUAUUUUUAGUAAGGAUCAUAUGAUAGCUGCAAACUGAGCAUGUUUGGUCGAUAUAAGACCUACGCUGCAUGUCUUGGAGCUCUAAUCAUUUUCCCUUGAUUGCAUUGGAUAAAUAUGCUUACGCCAUCAACUUUCAUUUAUUGCACUUAACACAAGAUUGCAAAUAUUUAUAAUGGACGAUUUUUCUGUUGAUAUAUCAUGAACGAUAAUUUAUCGCCCAUCCUUACUACAGGUUUUUAAAAGAUUUGAGCGCUCAGUUUACCGUAUUUUUUGCACUAUAAGGUGCACCUGAUUAUAAAGCGCACCAUCAAUGAACGCGUCUAUUCACGUCUAUUCUCAUACAUAAGGCGCACUGGAUUAUAAAGCGCAUUAAGUCAAACAAAACAGAUAAGUCAAACUUGAUUUAACUCAUUCAAUAACUCUGCAAGGCUACGGUAGCUGCAGUUCUCCGACAAGCCAAAAGGAUUUUAAGUGCGCCUUAUAGUGCGAAAAAUACGGUAUAUAAUUUUGAGGGAUAAGAUUUAGUUGGAGCAGAUCUGAAGUUCUCUCUCCUCUGCUCUGCAUCAGCCUGUGGAUGAAAGUGUCUCCUAACAGACCGUCACAUGAGUCAGUUCCUUGCACAGAAGAUCAUAGUUUACAUGCAUGCAUUUCUCCUGAUGUCAUGCAUGCUUGUCCAUCCUCUCACAUCUUUGGAGUCACAUGUCUGUCUUCGUUUCAUGAGCAUUUCUGCAACAAAAGAAGAAGAUCUUGAAUUUGAAAUAACUUGUUGUUGUACUGAGUCUGAUAGAUGAAUCCCUGCGUGUCUCUAAACCUUCCUGCAUCCCUCUUACUAAUCCAACAGCCUCUGCCUUUUAUUCUCUGUUUUAUUUCCUGCAACGGAUCAAAGAUGAUGUCCAAGAAGAUCCCCUCGUGUUCUGCUUUGGAUCAGUCGGAGCACGAUCAGCCUCCCAGUCAUUGUCUGGUGGACCGGUCAGCAAACGCCGCUCUGGGAUGCAGGAACAACAACAACAACAACAAGGCUGAAUCAGGUCAAAGAAACGGAGAGUCCUCGUCCCCGGAGAGCGGCAGUUUGAACGGAGAUGCAAAGCGUAGCGGGAAAAGCCGCCACCGCCGCAAGAAGCGUUCAUCUAAUUCUGAUAGUAACCGUGAGGAGUCGGUGGAAAGUAAGCCUAAAGAGGAGGAGAAGCCGGAGAGAAGGACUGGCCAGUCUUCAAACCCUCACUCUGGACUGGUUGGCCUGCAGUCUGAGUGCGCUAACAUCUGGUUUGAGCGCAGCGUCUACGAGCGAGCGGAGAGUCUCUACCAGUGCUGGCUGGCGAGCUCCUCCAACGGGACCAAACAGCCGAACCGGUCACCUCCGCCUCAACAAAAACACUCAAACUCUCCAUCAGCUCCAGCUCCAUCUUCCUCAGCAUCGGUGUGUCAACACGGGGAACAGACAGCCUGCCAUCAUGUCGUCCAGGCCGUGUGGGUGAACAAGAUGACCUUUGACCAAGCUGAACGCCGCUUUGUCGAAGAGUCCAUGCAGCCGUCUAUCCCGAACUCUCUGAACCUUCCUCCUCCACCAAACCGCUCCAUCGCAGCCAGAACUCCCGAUGAAGGAUAUCAGUCUCUAGCCCCGACUCCUUCAACCCCUGUUGUCCAACACGCAGCUAUAACGCCAACCAAUCGACAGUCCAUCAACGGUCUUCCCCGCAUCCCCGUGGAGCUGCUGAGGGACGUCUGGCUGGAGAAACCGCUCUACGACCGCGCCGAAGCGGCUUUUUACCAAAACCUGUACGGGAACAAUUCCUUCAAACGCUCCAGCUGCGCCUCCACUUCCAGAAGUAGCGACCACCCUCAAAGCCUCGUAGAAGAAGAGGAGGAGGAGGAGGAAGAGCAGAAAGUGGUGCCGGUGGAGGAGAAAAGGGUGGUCAUGCAGGGGAAAGCCGAAGUCUUCCACGCUCUGCUCCCGAUUCAGGAGGAGGAGGAGCCAGCGGAGGUCCCGGAGACAGAAGAGGAGUCGGGGGCAGGAGUUUGCUUCUUCGCUCACCCGGACAGCGAGCGGGUGUGGCUGGACAAGUGGCGGUAUGACGCUGCAGAGAGCCGUUUCCAUUCUCACAGCAGGAGUGAGGCUGUGGAGGCGAAAAAGGGUCGGAGGCAGGAAGCGGCGCCGGUUGCCUCCAGCGCCCCUCAGAGGGACAAGUAUGACAAACGAGGAGAAUGGAUCUCGCGAUGUUUCCAUUUGAUCUUUUCCCAUUUUCUCAGUUUUCUCAUGAAUUGAAUGCGUUUAUUUUCCUUCAUCGUCUUCAGUAUUUUUCAUUUUUCCUGGUUCAUUGAUUCCUUCUGCCUUUUUGUUUCCUCAGUAAUCCUGGAUGACUGAUUUUGUUUGAACCAUUGUUGAGUUUUUCCUCUUUGUUUUUAUUUUCCCUCUGUGGUUGUGUUGGGAUGGUCUGUUUGUGGGUAAACUGCAAAAAAUAAGGUAUUUUAACAUGUUAAUUUUUAGAUUUAAUCUUGAUCUGAGAUUAACGAAUACCAGAGGAUUAAAAAUACCAAUAUUAGUCGUAGUAAUACAGAUUUUGUUUUGUUUUUUUUCCUUUGCUCUGACCUCCUGUGUCCUCUUCAACCUUUCUCCUUCCUCGCUCUCUUUUCUGCAGAACCAUGACUUCAGCGGACUUCCUCGCCCAGGAGAAGAUCUGGUUUGACAAACCUCGCUAUGACGAGGCAGAGAGGCGCUUCUACGAGCGGAUGAACGGCUCUCCACAACCGAUGAUGACAACAACAACAACAGCAGCGCAGGUACUACACUGACACAAACGCUGGGGUUAUACAUGCUCUUUUAGCCGUGUUAUUGAAGAGGGACAGAGGUGAGGCAAAAUGACGUUUGUUAUCCUUGUAAAUUUCAGUAUCUGUAAAUUUUUCGGUUUAUUGCCUAGCCGUAGCUCUAACACCUCUUUUGUGGUAGGGUCAGGGAGCUAAAGAAGCCCACCUGCCGUCCUGUUAGAAACAUUUGGUGCAACAUUACCCAAAGUAUGAAAAAGGAAACCCAGCUGAUUAAAUUAUGUUUAAAUUUGACUGAUUUCUGGUGUGAAAUUGGUCACUGUGAAACUAACAUACUGUUGAAAUUCUCAUCCCAAGCAUUUGUCAUUGAACUACGAAAGACGAUAAGGGCCACAAGAGGAGAAAAAAAUAACAGAAGGGAGAUUUUUUGAUUUCCAUUUCGAGAUUAAAAUUGAAAUUUAAAAAAAUUGAAAUUUCGACUUAAUUCAUUUUGCCAGCAAUCUUGAAAUUUCAGCAUUAUUCACAACAUUUCGCCAAUUUAUAAUUUCAAAAUUUCGGUUUUAAUCUUGAAAUUUGAAUUUUUAAUCUGAAAUUUUGACUUUAUUGACAUAAUUUUGAUUUUUUUCAUCUUGAAAUUUCAAUUUUAAUCUCAAAAGUUCUACAUUAUUCACGACAUUUUGUAAUCAUGCAAUUUCGACUUAUAUCUGUAUUUCAAUUUUGAAUCCCGAAAUUUCAACUUUAUUGACAUAAUUUCGAUGUUUUUAUGUUGAAAUUUCAACUUUAAUCUCGAAAUUUUAAUUUUUAAUCUCAGGUUUUUAACUUAAUUGACAUAAUUUCGAUUUUUUUAUGCUGAAAUUUGACUCCAGUCUUGAAUUAUGGACUUUCAUCUUGAUAUUUUAAUUUUUAAUCUCAAAAUUGCGACUUCAUUGACAUAAUUUUGAUUAUUUUUAAUCUCGAAAUUUUGACUUUAAUCUUGAAAUUUCGACUUUAAUCUCCUUCCUGUGAUUAUUUUUCUGUCCUUUUAUGUUGCCCUUAUCCUCUCUUGUAUUCAACACUUCAGAGUGGCCUUAAUUUCAUUUUUCCUGAGGCUGCAUUAACGUGUUUUAUUCUGUUGUCAAUUUAAUAAUGAAGGAUUAUCUGUGAUUUCUUUGCAGGAUGCAGGAGCCAACAGCAUUCUGCAGGACAUCGCUCGGGCCCGGGAAAACAUCCAGAAAUCACUAGCAGGAGUAAGUAACAGAUAUGUGUCGUAUCUGCUCCUAGAAUAAUGCACUUAAUCUGUUUUAGAAAGGUCAAAGAUGUUGGAUUAGUCUUGGAAGUUUUAAGGCAGUGCAUGAAAAGUGACUGGAUUCCUCCCACAGACGAAUUUUUGUCAAAACAAAACUGAAUGAACAUUUUUGUCCAAGUAAUUUGAGUGUCCUUGUUUGUCCUUGAGCAUCCUGUACCUCAUUCAGUUGUGUCCCCCUCUCCCUUCCUCCUUCCAUCCCUCCAUCAUUCAUGCCUGAAAUCCCCUCCUCCCCCCAGCUCAAGUCCACACUGUGUAACAGAGGGUCUGGUCAACCUCCCCUGAGCCGUCAGUCCCAGUUUGUAAGUGCCACCCAAGUCGUGUGUGUCCCUGGAAGCACCUCGCUGACAUCCACGCUCCAGUUUCCUAGAGUCCACCCCCUUUAGAUUAGAGGUUUUUGUAGCUGCUAGAUGGUUUUUGUGUGUGAAGUGUUGCAAGUGUAGCUGCUUUCACUUAUCCUCCUGUCAGACUGCAGCUCCUGUGUCUCCGAUGCCACUGGCUGUGUUGUGUUUUCACUCUGCUCGAUCGUCCUGAGUGUGACCAGAUGACUUUCCGCCUGGUUUGGCUUUCAGACGCUGCUCUCAAUAAACCGUACUGAUUUUUUUUCUCUCCGUCUCUCUUUUGUGACUCAAAACAGCAGCAGCAGCAGAGCGGCAUCAGUGCAGCCGAUCAAGGGGAAAUCGUCUCUCGAAUCAGGGGCCUGGAGCUGGAGAACCAGAGCUUACACAAAGGUGCUUCUAUCGUAAUCACAGUUAUUUUGGCUUAUAUUGAUAUUACGAUUAUCGAGCCAUUGUCAUGUCAUAGAAGACCACAUAUCAGAUUUUCAAAUGUUUGGUUUUUAUUCAAAUUCGAGGAGUUUUGAUCUUCUGCUUCUGUUUCUUUAGUGGUUGAAGACUUGAGGGCAGCACUUUCCAAACUGGAGUGUCGGGUAUCAGUCCUGGAGAAGUCUCCUGCAGCUGUGACCCCAGCUCCCGUUCCUUCAGUCCCUUACACAAAUGUGAGUUUUUACACGCUGUUUUCAUCCGAUCAGUUCUCAGUUAUUACCGCAGACCACAUGUGAUUGUAUUUACUUUUAUGUAGGGUACAACCGUCCAGCAGAAAAGCAGCGCUCCGGUGAAAAAGGUGGAAGAGGAUGAUGAUGAUGACGACGAUGACAUUGAUCUGUUUGGGAGCGAUGAAGACGAGGAGGCAGAAAAAAUCAAAGAGCAGAGGUUGAAAGAGUACGCGGAGAGAAAGGCCAAGAAGCCCGGCGUCAUCGCCAAGUCCUCCAUCCUACUGGACGUCAAACCUGUGAGUCCAAAACGAAAACAGCUGUGAUGUGUUUUCACAGGUUUGAUACUGACUCCUCUCACCUGUCUUCUUAGUGGGAUGAUGAAACGGACAUGGCGAAGAUGGAGGAGUGUGUGCGCUCGGUGCAGGCCGAUGGUCUGUUGUGGGGCACAUCGAAGCUUGUUCCCGUCGGUUACGGCAUCAAGAAACUCCAGAUCGCAUGUGUGGUGGAGGACGAUAAGGUGGGAACAGACAUGUUGGAGGAGGAAAUCACCAAGUUCGAAGACUAUGUAAGGACACUGCAAAGAAACAUCUACGAUAACAUUAAUUUUUACAUUUUGAUGGUCAGAAGGACAUUCAUAAUCUUUGUUUCUGUUCUGAUCUGUUUCAGGUCCAGAGUGUCGACGUAGCAGCUUUCAACAAGAUUUGAUUCCUGUGUGUCUCUUCCUGUCUCUUGUCAUGCCUUGUUUCUCUGCUGAUUGUGUCAACGGUUAAUAACAAUAAAAACCCAACUCUUGCACUGAAGCUGAA
Messenger RNA from Xyrichtys novacula (pearly razorfish), 11593 nucleotides. The record is from the annotation of a GenBank genome assembly. Lineage: Eukaryota; Metazoa; Chordata; Actinopteri; Labriformes; Labridae.